AUGUCCACCAAAGCCUUCCUCAUUUACCUUCUUUCUUGUUUCUUCCUUGCUCUCCUCUCUCUGCUAUUCGUCCCCUUCUUUAAUGGCUCCUCCCCUUCCCAAACGUCUCUGUCCACUCCCGGUUCUUUUGCUUAUGCAGUCCAAGCCCAUCAAGUUUGGCCUGAUCUCAAGUUUUCAUGGAGACUUGCGAUAGCUUCCGUGAUCGGGUUUCUGGGAUCGGCUUGCGGAACAGUGGGCGGGGUAGGCGGCGGAGGUAUUUUCGUCCCGCUCCUCACUCUUCUUCUCGGAUACGAUACGAAGUCUGCUGCUGCUCUUUCCAAAUGUAUGAUAAUGGGGGCAUCGGCAUCAUCAGUAUGGUACAAUUUGAGGGUGUCCCAUCCGACGAAGGAAGUGCCAAUAUUGGACUAUGAUCUUGCCCUUCUGUUUCAGCCCAUGCUCAUGCUUGGAAUCACCGUCGGCGUUGCCCUCAGCGUUGUCUUCCCCUAUUGGCUCAUCACCGUCCUCAUCAUUGUCCUCUUCAUAGGCACCUCCUCCAGGUCCUUCUUCAAGGGAAUCGAGAUGUGGAGGGAGGAGACUAUACUGAAGAACGAAAUGAUGGCCAGACAACGAGCGACUUUGCUGCGUUUCCUGAAACAUGCCGUUCUGGUCGAUACAAAAUAUGAACCGUUGAUUCCUAAAGAAGAGAAGUCAGCCUUACAAAAUCUUUGUUUUAACCUUAGGUGGAGUGGGGUGCUGAUGCUAAUGGUCGUGUGGAUUUCUUUCCUACUACUACAAGUCAUCAAGAAUGACGUAAAGACUUGCGGUCCAUUGUAUUGGGUUCUUUUCUGCUUACAGUUUCCCGUGGCACUAAUGUUGUACGGGUACGAAGCGGUGAAGCUGUACAAGGAGCAUAAAAAGAGAAAGAGCACGGGGAACCCAGAAUUGAUAUGUGAAGCUUCAAUAGAAUGGAGUGUUGUCAAUCUUGCAUUUUGUGGCUUUUGUGGCAUCUUAGGAGGUACUGUAGGAGGCCUGUUAGGUUCUGGAGGCGGCUUCAUCCUGGGCCCUCUUCUCCUCGAGAUCGGUGCCAUCCCUCAGGUUGCUAGUGCUACGGCAACAUUCGUGAUGAUGUUUUCAUCAUCCUUGUUGGUGAUUGAAUUCUACUUCCUUAAGAGGCUUCACAUUCCUUAUGCGUUAUACCUCACAACAGUGUCUGUUCUGGCGGGGUUCUGGGGUCAAUUCUUGGUAAGAAAAUUGAUCAAAAUUCUUGGGCGAGCAUCAAUCAUUGUAUUCAUCCUCUCUGGUGUUAUUUUUGCCAGUGCUCUCACCAUGGGUGUGGUUGGCAUUGAAAAGAGCGUUCAAAUGAUCCGCGACAACCAGUUUAUGGGAUUCUUGGGGUUUUGUGGCAACCAAUGA
Molecule: messenger RNA, 1392 nt
Organism: Prosopis cineraria
Lineage: Eukaryota; Viridiplantae; Streptophyta; Magnoliopsida; Fabales; Fabaceae
Product: sulfite exporter TauE/SafE family protein 4-like
Exons: 12
Coding region: 1-1392 (463 amino acids)
Biological process (GO): protein ubiquitination
Cellular component (GO): membrane; Cul4A-RING E3 ubiquitin ligase complex
Source: RefSeq, a predicted model, not a curated record